ACCAGUGCAGUAAAUAAACGGUAAUUAAUUCUGGAUGACAGCAUUUUACAGCAAUUCAUGGAGGGGAAAUAGAGCCUACAUGAAUGUAAUGUACGGUUAUGCAGUGCUACUCUCUGUCAGAGUUAAGGGGAGCGUUAUUCUGCAGUGUGCUAACUAUUCUGCUCCUUAUAAUUACCUGUUAAAACUGCACCUUUUAAUAUUUGAAUGCAAAUGGACAUGCAGAAAUGUGGGGAAUAGCAGCGUGUUGAUGUAGGAUUGGGAAGGUGCAGCCUGGUCACAGACAAUGCUGUGUAAUUGGCUGCAGGAAAUGUUUUUCUCUUAUGAUAGUGUGUAAUGGCUUAAACUGUAAGGAAGGGGAAAACAUUAAGGCUCUAGGAAUGAGAAGUUUGCAUGCGGAUUGUGUGGCAUCUGCUGCAGGUAGCAGCUAAUUGUCCUUCAGCUGUUACGCACCUGGAGAAACAAAACCCAUGAGACUACGAAAACUGUAGGAGGUGGCGCGCUAGUCCAUAGGGACACUCCUUUGGUCGCUUUUGGAAUACAGCUUUGAAAAACAUGGGUGUGCUACUCUCUGCAUUUUCCAUUGCCAUUAAACUCUUAUGUUCUCAGCUCCGUGGCCUUUUGCAAAAGGUCCAAGCUCUUCCAACAUGAUUGGUUUUAAUUCAGAGGAAGCCGUUCUUUUGCCGUAAUUUACCAUGAAAUUGGGAAUUCCUCCUUGUUUUUGUUACAUUCACGAGAACUUUACCUAAAUUGGUAGUUCAGCUUUGGGAUUACGUCCUAUCAAUGUCAACUGUGGUUUACAAGUAAGCUCUGGUGUUUAUAUCAGUAAUAUUUUUUAAAAGUAGACAUCCUGAAAAUAGCUGUAAAUCUAUUCCUCAUUCAGGUGUAGAUGUUGGUAGGAACUGGAAAUUUACCAUUCUUGCAAAGGCAAUUGUUAAAACCAGAUUUACUUUACAGGUAAACGUGACUGAACGGCGUGGGUGAACCUUUAUGUGCUCACCUCUGAAUUAAAAUAUCACUACAUCUGGUUAAGAAUAAGACUUGGGUUUUGAAGCGUUCGAGCAACUUGCUACUGGCCAAGUCAUGACACUCCCAUUUCGAAAGGACUUGGACAAGUACAAAGAUCUCGAUGAGGAUGAAAUUCUUGGCAAACUUUCGGAAGAAGAACUGAAACAACUGGAAACUGUUUUGGAUGAUCUUGACCCUGAGAACGCACUUCUGCCUGCAGGCUUCCGACAGAAAGACCAGACUGCUAAAAAGGCUUCAGGUCCCUUCGACAGGGAACGACUCCUUGCAUAUUUGGAGAAGCAGGCUCUUGAGCACAAAGACAGGGAAGACUAUGUGCCUUUUACAAGAGAAAAGAAAGGGAAAAUAUUUAUCCCCAGGCAAAAGCCUGUCCAGUCUUACACAGAAGAAAAAUUCUCUCUGGAUCCAGAACUGGAGGAAGCCUUGACCAGUGCCACAGACACAGAAUUGGGUGACCUUGCAGCUAUACUGGGAAUGUCCAACUUGAUAACAAACAAUCAGUUCUGUGAUGUAGUGGGAAGCAGUAAUGGGAUUGACAAAGACAGCUUCUCAAAUAUAGUAAAAGGUGAAAAAAUGUUGCCUGUUUUUGAUGAACCGCCAAAUCCCACAAAUGUGGAGGAGACACUGCAAAGGAUUAAAGAUAAUGAUUCCCGUCUUGUUGAAGUUAAUCUAAAUAACAUUAAGAACAUACCAAUUCCAACGCUGAAAGAAUUUGCAAAAGCCUUGGAAACCAACACGCAUGUGAAGAAUUUUAGCCUUGCAGCCACCCGAAGCAAUGAUCCUGUUGCUGUUGCUCUUGCAGAUAUGCUGAGAGUAAACACAAAAUUAAAAAGUUUAAACAUAGAAUCAAACUUCAUCACUGGAGUCGGAAUUUUGGCACUGGUUGAUGCACUGAAAGACAAUGAAACACUGACAGAGAUCAAAAUUGAUAAUCAGAGGCAGCAGCUGGGCACAGUUGCAGAAGUAGAAAUUGCCAAGAUGCUUGAAGAAAACACCAAGAUCCUCAAAUUUGGAUACCAUUUCACACAACAGGGACCUCGAGCCAGGGCAGCUGCAGCUAUCACAAAAAAUAAUGAUUUGGUUCGCAAGCGAAGGGUUGAAGGAGACAACUAGCAGAUCUUGUCAAAACUGUGUGGAGAGUUCAAGGGUCAUCAAGGCACGCUCAUCACCGUGGGCUUUGGCAAUCUUGGACUACAUUUACCUGGGUUAGAAGGGAAAAGACUGGAAACCCCAUUCCUUUUAAAGCAAAGCUAUAUUAAUAAUCUGCUGGUAUGCAUCACGUUUUUCAGAUUGAGACACAGUAACUGCACCAGUCUCUGUACCAUAGUCUUCGGGUUUUUUUAAGAACUUUUUUGCAUUUCAAGACUUUGGCUGUGCUUUCUACUAAAAAUGUAAUUGCAAAUCAAUGGUAUAAUUGUCUGUAGUCAAAGAAUGGGACAUUCAAGGUCAUUGGGUAGAGAAUGACCCAAUUGAAAUGUUUGUAAGAAAAUCUGGGGGUGCUUAUUUACGUGGAGGGGUGUGUAUAUUCUUGAAAACAAUGCAUUAGUGAUAAAGGAUUCUUCACACAACAGUUGGUGUCAUUGUGUAGAGCUGUUCAGCCUUGUUCAUAUGCACUGAAAUCUUUCACAGCUAUCUUAUUUGUAAUUCUACUUUUUUAUUUUUUAUUAGUUCUUGAUACUGUGAUUAAAGACAUCCCUUUAAACCAAACAAAAAUAAAUUGGCUAAGGACUUCUCCUGACAGAUUUGAGGGACUAAUAAAAAGUAGAAGCCUUGCAC
Molecule: messenger RNA, 2799 nt
Organism: Egretta garzetta (little egret)
Lineage: Eukaryota; Metazoa; Chordata; Aves; Pelecaniformes; Ardeidae
Product: tropomodulin-3
Exons: 10
Coding region: 1081-2136 (351 amino acids)
Biological process (GO): myofibril assembly; muscle contraction; pointed-end actin filament capping
Cellular component (GO): striated muscle thin filament; myofibril
Molecular function (GO): tropomyosin binding
Source: RefSeq, a predicted model, not a curated record